AUGUCUUCGUCGACGAUCCCAUUGCGUUCAGCGAUGGCACUACCAGCACCUCGGCCAUCGACCUUCAACGAGCGAAUGGCUGCUCGUUGGGCUACCAUUCUCCGAGUCCUCCAUCGGCACCUCUACUUUCUCGGCCCCGGCAUCGUCGCUUCUGUCGCCUAUGCUGACCCGGGCAACUGGGCCACCGACUUGCAGGCAGGCUCCGAAUUUGGGUAUUCGCUUCUCUUCAUCGUCCUGCUCACCGGUUGCUUCGCCGUCUUUAUUCAAAUCCUCUCUUGCCGCGUCGGUGUGGUUACCAACGCCGACCUGGCACGACAAUGCCGUAUGCUCAUUCUCAAAGAGGAUCGGCUCGGCAAUCCUACGCAGCGCCACGUCUCGCGCCCCAGAUUGCGCCGAUGGGCGCUCCUCUAUCCACUCUAUGUCAUCGCUGAGGGUGCCAUCGUGGCCACAGAGCUCGCAGAGUUGACCGGAUCUGCCAUCGCUCUCAAUCUCCUCUUUCCGGCAUUGCCACUGUGGGCGGGUAUCUUGAUCACCUCGGUCGAUGUUAUCAUCAUCCUCUUCAUCUACAAGCCGCCACCCAACGGAAGCUUUCGGCUGCUGGAAGCUCUCAUCGCCGCGCUCGUCUUUACCGUCUUGGCUUGCUUCAUCGUCCUGCUCGUCAGAAUCAAGCCUCACUGGCCCGACGUGUUUCAUGGCUAUCUGCCUUCGCAUCACGUAGUGCAGAGCGGUGCACUCUAUGUCAGCGUCGGUAUCUUGGGCGCUACUGUCAUGCCCCAUGCUAUCAUCCUCGGCUCUCACUUUGCUUCUAUCGACCGACUUCCUAGCCUCGACCCGCCCUGCGCCAGUGACGACGUCCAACAUUGCGCAGACCAGUCCCGGUGGCAGCUCAUCAGCUCCUCCUUUUCUCGCCUCGUACGCCCGAAAUCAGAGACAAAGACCGAAGUGCUCCGACUUACGCGCGUCGUACGCUCGCUCAUAUCGCAUCGCACCGGCACGGACGACAUUGAAACCGACUCGAUGCGGCAGAGACGACGUGAGCGUUACAAAGCCGAGGACUUGCCACCACGGACGCUCGACAACAUCCGGAUUCACAUCAAGCACGCUUCUGUAGAUAUUGGCAUGUCGCUUGUCAGCUUUGCCAUUGUAAUCAACAGCGCGAUCCUCAUCGUCGCAGCAGCAGCCUUCUACUACACCGAUAAUGGUACCGGUACCGGUACUGCCACGGGUCAGGUGGUGGUAGCUAGCCUGUACGACGCUUUCUACCUGCUCAAGGAUCGUCUUGGUAGUCUUGCAGCCGUCUUGUUUGCCGUUGCGCUGCUAGCGGCUGGACAGAGCGCGAGUAUCACUGUGACGUUGGCCGGACAGUUGGUGAGCGAAGGGUUUAUCAAUUGGCGCACCGAUCCGUUUUUGCGUAGGAUCGUGACGAGGUUGGUGGCAAUCGUGCCGAGUUUGACCGUCUCGCUAGCGGUGGGUAAGGACGGUCUGGAUGAAAUGCUCGUGGCUAGUCAGGUGGCUCUGAGUAUUGAGCUUCCGUUUGUGCUGCUGCCUUUGAUCUUGGUCACAGGUAGCAAGACAAGGAUGACGGCACAAGUGGCGACCGAGCGGCGCGAUGCCUGCUCGGUGAGAUCCAGUGUUGAGCUUGAUGCACCAAGCGUCGAAGCGAACGACCAAGCAAGCGCGCAGGCUACUGCAUGCACGGCCCAACAUGGACGCCAGCUCGAGAGGAAUGACAGCACGCGUGCUUCGCUCGGCGUCAUCGAAAGCUUGCCCCGAGAGCAAGACGCGCCAGCACCGGAUCAGGACAACAAGGAGUCGCAGCCGCAGCAGCCGCAGGCGUCUGCGUCAACACGCGUUGCCUCACUAGCGGAUGCGCUGGAUUCGUCCCAAGACAGGUCGCAUUGCUUCGCCUCGGCAUGGUACGUGCAAGUGGUGGCUUAUGCGAUUUUUGGUGUGAUCGUGGUCGCAGACGUCUAUGUGUUGGUAACCACGUUCAUGGAUAUAUGA
Molecule: messenger RNA, 2004 nt
Organism: Mycosarcoma maydis (corn smut)
Lineage: Eukaryota; Fungi; Basidiomycota; Ustilaginomycetes; Ustilaginales
Exons: 2
Coding region: 1-2004 (667 amino acids)
Biological process (GO): intracellular manganese ion homeostasis; iron ion transport
Cellular component (GO): membrane
Molecular function (GO): manganese ion transmembrane transporter activity; cadmium ion transmembrane transporter activity
Source: RefSeq, a predicted model, not a curated record